AUGUCAUUGGAUGUGGGUGCAAUUCUUGUUAGCCCCUUCUUAGACAGCAUUCCUGGCAUUAUGGGCAGAAACUUGUGGCGUCAGCUUAAACACCGCUACAAUGUUUUCGAGCUCGAGGCUCCCGAGCCUCCGGAGGAGGAUGCUGUCUCCUUAAAGACCCACCGAAAGAGGAAGAGGGGGAAGGAGGAGGUCGGGGGGACCUCCGCUUCUCACGAUGUCGGGGAGGCGACCUCCCGGGUUGUGGACGCUGUGGAUCUCACCGACAGCCCUCCGGCCAAGGAGGCCUCGCCAGUGGCUACGGCGGAGGUGGUGCAGGGUGUCGGGCUUACUGCACCGGACGCCGAGGGCGGGGUUGGCGUUGCUGAGGUGGAGGUCUGCGUUUCCGAGCAGACCGUCCGAGUUGCCAAGGUGGCAGGAAGUGCCUCUGGGCCUGAGAUGCAAGCGGGGAAAGCCGCUGAGCCUGAGGUGCAGGCGGGAAAAGCCGCUGAGCCUGAGGUGCAGGCGAGAAAUGCCGCUGAUCCUGAGGUGCAGGCUUCCGGGCUGGCCGCCCAGGCUGCUGGGGCGGGCUCAUCGCAGGGGCCUUCCCGGACCCAAUAUCUGUCCCAUCGCUUUGGGAAGGGGAUAGAUACGGUGCGGCUGGAUCACGUGAGCGCGUCCGCCGGUAUGGAUUCAUUAUGGAGCGCGGGGGUGACCGCGGAGAGGUUCUUUCCUCAGGGUUCGUUGAGCUCCGAGGACCAGGGAUUGAUUGACAGGAUCGGUCCCGAGGACAGUUUUGAUGCUGCCCAGGUCAUGCUGCAGAGGGUGAUAGGCAUAAUGAGUCACUGGAAACCCAAGUGGGGCCAGCAGCGAGAAGACUUGGCCAAGCAGCAGCAGGAGCUGGCUAAGCGGGAGCAGGAGCUGGCCAAGCAAGAGCAGGAGCUGGCUAAGGUGAAGGGCCGGCUUCAGCCAUGGAAGGAGGCGAACAAGAUCCUGAGGGUGGAUAACAAGACUCUCACCGCGGCUCUUGAUGAGGCGAAGCGGCGGGUGGCUGAGCUCCGGACCGCGCGUAGCGACCUUGCGCCGGUGCAGAAAUCUCUUGAGAUUGCAUUGCGGUCCAAUGACGCUUAUGCUUCUCGAGUGCGGUCCUUAGAGGAUGUUGUGGCCUCUCUAAAGGGGGAGUUGGUAGCGGCGGCUGAGGAGCGUCUCCGCAGUGAGGCCAUUCUGGGUGGUCGAGAGGAUGAGAUUGCUGCGCUGAGAGUAGAGCUCGUGGAGCUGGCAGCGGGGAAAGCGGCCGUGGAAGGACGGCUAGUCGAGAUGGAGCGCUCCGUCGUGGCAGAGCAUACGAGGGGCUUUCAGAAGGCUACCCGUCAGGCACGACUUCUUGCUCCCGGGUUCGACUUCUCCUCGAUGCAUCUGGAGAAGGUGGUUCGUCGUGGGAGGAUUGUUUCGGAGGACGAUGUUAACGACAGUUCCAGUGAAAAUGCCUCCGCUUAG
This is a messenger RNA of Cajanus cajan (pigeon pea), 1473 nucleotides long. NCBI's taxonomy places the organism in Eukaryota, Viridiplantae, Streptophyta, Magnoliopsida, Fabales, Fabaceae. The record is from RefSeq and is a predicted model, not a curated record.